Molecule: messenger RNA, 2677 nt
Organism: Drosophila rhopaloa
Lineage: Eukaryota; Metazoa; Arthropoda; Insecta; Diptera; Drosophilidae
Product: neural cell adhesion molecule 2
Cellular component (GO): neuron projection
Molecular function (GO): protein binding
Source: RefSeq, a predicted model, not a curated record
UGAACGUGAACGCGGCAGCGACAUUCGAAGGACUCGCAAUUUGAGGAAGUCAUCCCGAGGACUUCGUACUCGCACUCGCACUCGCACUCGCACUUCGUUAAGCAUCCGCCGUGGAUGCCGAAUGUCCUGCGGUGCACUUUCAGUCGAAUCUCGACGUUCGCCUGCAAUGGAUCAGGGGAUUCCCCAUCGGCGGCUACGACAAUCAGCCAAGUAGAGCGCGAGAAUUGAACGUAAGGCGAGGCAAAUCGCUGGCAGGAUAUGUUUGCCGGAUAUGUCAACCUACGCGGGUCCCUCCAACCUCCCGGUGGCUUCCUUCCAUCCAAGUGCUUCCUCGUCGAGUGCUAGUGCUUAAGAAGAAGAUAAAAAAUAAGCGGGCAGGCCAAGAACCACAAAACAAAAUAGCCAAAAAAAAUAAUUUAUAGCAAAAAUGUUGGCCCUGAGCUGGAUGAUGAUGUCAUACCAUUUUCCUGGCCAAAAGUGAAAGUAGUGUUGUUGCCGGUUUUCCGGCCACGGAUGACACAUGAGCGGCUCAGUCAUGUGCCAUUAUCCCUCAAGUGAACAGCAUCGUAAUUAACUGCGAAAGUCAACCGAACAAAAACGUGUAAUAAACUCACUGCAAAGAAGCGAGACUUAGUGAAAUUAACCAUUAAGGAUUAUAGUCAAAUAAAGGAUAUACCACCGGCUGAGCUAUGGAUACUCUGAUUGCGCUCUGUUCUCUGCUGUUGCUGCUCCUCUCCCAAAAUGCUGCAAUCCUUGGCCAGCUGGACAGUAGCCUCAUUGGGGGGAGUGGCAUUGGCCUGCCGCCCACCGCCCUUCCGCCCACUCCCCUCAGUCUGCAGCCGUCAACGCCAUCAAUAACGCAUUUUGUAAAUGACUCCUUCAUCAUCUUCUGCCAGACAGUACAAAAGAAUAUCGACACCAAGUGGCGUGAUCCCCGCGGACAGACCCGUGAGAACACCAAAGGACGCGUCCACAUCGAGAAGAAGACGACGGGACCUCUGGCUUUAGUUUUCGAGCACAUCUCACUGGAGGACAGGGGCAACUGGACCUGCGAGGUGAACGGGAAUAGAAAUGGGAAUCGGAAUGUCAAUGUUGAACGUGAAUUUUUGGCCUCCUUCGAGCUGCUCGUAAAUCAGAAAAUCUCAUUUGGAAAGACGGAGCAAGUGCAGUCGGUGCGCGAGGGACGCGAUGCACUGGUCAAUUGCUUUGUGGAGGGAAUGCCCGCGCCGGAAGUCUCCUGGCUCUACAAUGGCGAAUAUAUAAACACCGUCAACUCGUCGAAGCACAAUCGCCUGACCAACGGUCUGUACAUCAGGAAUGUGAGCCAGGCGGAUGCCGGGGAGUACACGUGUCGGGCGAUGCGUAUAACAUCGACUUUUUCGGAUUCCGAUCAAAUAACGAUAUUGCUAAGGAUACAACAUAAACCCCACUGGUUUUUCAACGAGACCCUGCCCGUGCAGUACGCCUAUGUGGGCGGGGCCGUGAAUCUGAGCUGCGACGCGAUGGGCGAGCCGCCACCAUCGUUCACCUGGCUGCACAACGGCAAGGGCAUCGUGGGCUUCAACCACCGCAUCUUCGUGGCGGACUACGGGGCCACGCUGCAGUUGCAGGUGAGGAACGACUCCCAGUUCGGGGACUACAAGUGCAAGGUGGCCAAUCCGCUGGGGAUGCUGGAGCGGGUGAUCAAGCUGCGCCCGGGGGCCAAGCCCUGGGGUCCCUCGCGGUUCCAGCUGAAGAAGGUCUACACCGACGGCUUCGCCCUGGACAUCCACAAGCCCUUCAUGUCGAACGUCUCGGAUGAGAUGCAGAUCUAUGGCUACCGGGUGGCCUACAUGAGCGACACCGAGUUCAAGUUCAGCGCCGGCAACUGGAGCCAUGCCAAGCAAAGGGACUUCUCCCUUCAUCGGGGCCAUCAUUUCAUUAUCGCUCAUUUGGAGUCGAACACCACGUAUCUGUUGAGGGCGGCCAGUCGGAAUCUCGCCGGACUGAGUGAAUGGAGUGCCGUGAAGGUGUUCACCACAGCCACAGGAUGCAGCUGGAAUCCGUCGCUAUAUCCCAUAUACGCAAUCAUCAUCGCUUUGAUCUGGACAUAGAGCUUGUCCCAAACCAAAAAGAAAUACCAAAUACCAAAUACCAUCCCAAACUCGUUAUUGUUGCUGCUGAGUUUUCUAUGUUCUUGUAUCUUCUGUGAUAGAACUUUGUGUGUGCAAUUCACUUUAACCUAACCCAAGAAUGUUUAGAGAAGGGAGCUAUUAAACCAAUUGCUUUUUGCUAUAUAUAGACGAUAUCUGUUCAGCCUAUUGCCAAUUUUUGCUGCCAACUUUCAUUCAUCAACCGCAUUUUUUGUACGUUUUUUAAGAGAAAGACCUAAGGAUGUUAUUAACGAACGAUUUUGGAGAGGGGUGUAGUCCUUAGGAUACAUACAAUACAUAUGCAUUGUCAACUCUACCUUAUAGUUAAAUAUGAAAUGCCCAACUCUACAUAAAUGUUGUUCAAGCUAAAAACUAAAACGAUAUACAAGUAAACCCAAACAAAAAAAAACGAAAACUUUGAUGAAUUUUACAAACACAAAUGGAAGUCCAAAUUACUGAUUAUAAAUUAAAUGAAAGCGAAUCAAUAAUAGAAAAUGAUUUGAAUUAGCUUAAUUGAAGUGAAAAACGAAAACCAUAAAUGAGAA